CGCAAGCAACGUCGUCAGCGCUCGACAACUGCGACUUUUGCACCCACGACUGUCGCUGCGGAACAGCGCGGAUUUGCUCAGCAUGUCGCAAACACAGCAGAUGGAGGCCAGCGACUCGAUAUCUAACCAGGAUCCUAACCGCGAGGACCCCAAGAAGACGAAAAGCAGACGACCCCCGAAUACUGCAUUUCGACAGCAGCGAUUGAAGGCAUGGCAACCCAUCUUAACACCGAAAACAGUCCUUCCUCUAUUCUUCGUCGUUGGUAUCAUAUUUGCACCCAUUGGAGGGCUGCUGCUCUAUGCCAGUUCACUGGUCCAGGAGAUCUCGAUUGACUACACCAACUGCAACGCCUCUGCACCCUUCACAGAUGCCAUUUUCGACGCCUCGGCUCCAAGCACACUCGCAGACAUCCCCUCGGGCGAUGUAUCAGCAACUUUCAAGACGUCGAUGAAGUCGCAGCCGCAGUGGGGCAGGGCGUGGGAGAACUACACCUGGCCGUCAGGCAAAGUCCAAAACACCAGCGUGUGCAUCCUCAGCUUCGAGAUCCCCAACGACAUCCAGCCGCCGAUCCUCUUCUACUACCGCCUUACCAACUUCUAUCAAAACCACCGACGUUAUGUAAAGAGUGUGGAUAUCGAGCAGUUGAAGGGAACAGCUCGCACCGUGAGCGACAUCAAUUCUGGUGAUUGCGGUCCCCUUGACGUGGUCGACAAUAAGCCAUACUACCCCUGCGGUCUCAUUGCCAAUUCCAUGUUCAACGAUACGUUCACCAACCUGAACGCAACGAACCCCUCGCAGAAUGAAAACAGUCCUAGUGUAUACAACAUGACGACGGACGGGAUAUCAUGGGCUCAUGAGGGCGAUCUGUAUGGAAAGACAAAGUACAAGCCAUCGGAGGUCGUUCCCCCACCCAACUGGCAGGAACAGUACGUUAACGGAAGCUACGACGGUAUGACUGAGCUUCCCGAUCUUCACACAUGGGAGGCGUUCCAGGUCUGGAUGAGGACCGCCGGUCUACCAACGUUCAGCAAACUCGCCCAGCGUAAUGACAACGAUGUCUUGAGAGCGGGCACCUACCGGCUGAAGAUCUACGACCGCUUUCCGGUACAGGCAUACAGUGGCACUAAGUCCAUCUUGAUCUCCACACGCACCGUCAUGGGUGGCAAGAACCCGUUCCUGGGCAUUGCGUACAUCGUCGUCGGCGGUCUUUGCAUCUUACUCGGUGCCGUGUUCCUUGCCACACAUCUUAUCAAGCCGAGAAAACUCGGCGACCACACUUACCUUACCUGGAACAACGAUCAGCCUAGCACGGCGACAACUACCGGGCGGGCCGGUGGAGCAUAGUAG
Messenger RNA from Macroventuria anomochaeta, 1348 nucleotides. Its product is annotated as Lem3/Cdc50. Bases 83 to 1345 code for a protein of 420 amino acids. Lineage: Eukaryota; Fungi; Ascomycota; Dothideomycetes; Pleosporales; Didymellaceae. The transcript is spliced from 6 exons. The record is from RefSeq and is a predicted model, not a curated record. Gene Ontology annotation, cellular component: Golgi apparatus; endoplasmic reticulum; plasma membrane.